AUGGAUGUAGCCUCAGCCGUCCAGAAUUACGUCUCCAAGAUAGCUGGCGUAGGUGAAGGUGCAGCUUCAUCCCAGAGUCAAAAGCUCAAGAUCUUACUCCUCGACUCUGCCACUGUCUCAAUCGUCUCGACUGCCAUCACCCAGUCUGCUCUCUUGAAACAUGACGUCUUCCUCGUUGAAAGACUCGAGUCAUCCCGUGAGCGAAUGCGUCACCUCCGAUGUCUAGUCUUUGUUCGUCCUUCACCCGAUUCUAUUCAAUUCCUCAUUGAUGAACUCCGAGAUCCAAAGUAUGGGGAAUACCAAUUAUACUUCUCCAACAUUAUAAAGAAGUCCACUCUGGAAAGACUGGCCGAGGCAGAUGAUCAUGAAGUCGUCAAGGCUGUUCAGGAAUAUUUUGCCGAUUACAUCGUUGUCAACCCUGACCUGAUGACCCUGAAUCUAGGCUUCCCGACCCAACGCUUAUGGAGUCACAGCCCUGAUAUCUGGAACACUGACGCCCUUCAGAGGACUACCGAAGGUGUCAUUGCCUUACUCCUGUCUCUCAAGAAGAAUCCUCUGAUACGGUACGAGAAGAACAGCCUUAUGGCCAAAAAGCUGGCCACAGAAGUACGUUAUCAGAUCACUCAAGAAGAACAGUUGUUUGGUUUUCGAAAAACCGACACCCCUCCAAUCCUCUUGAUCCUCGACCGACGCGACGACCCUAUAACUCCUCUUCUCACUCAGUGGACGUACCAAGCUCAAGUUCAUGAACUUUUAGGCAUCCACAAUGGUCGCGUAGACCUAUCUGUGGUACCGGAUAUAAGACCGGAACUAAGAGAGAUUGUUCUCAGUCAAGAUCAGGACCCUUUCUUCAAAAAGAAUAUGUACCAAAAUUUCGGUGAUCUUGGAGGCAAUAUCAAGGAAUAUGUUGAUCAAUAUCAAUCCCGCACAAAAUCCAACGCUCAAAUAGAGAGCAUUGCUGAUAUGAAGCGUUUCGUCGAGGACUAUCCUGAAUUCCGCAAAUUAUCCGGAAAUGUCUCCAAACAUGUCACCCUUGUCAGCGAACUAAGUCGGCGUGUCUCAGCUGAUCAACUACUGGAUGUUUCGGAACUUGAACAGAGUCUGGUCUGUAAUGAUAAUCAUGCCAAUGACCUGAAAACCUUACAGAAGCACAUCCAAAACCCAUCUAUAACCCCCGACAACAAGAUUCGGCUCGUCGCUUUAUACGCCAUCCGCUAUGAACGAAAUCAAAACAAUGCUCUUCCUGUGCUUCUCGACCUGCUCACUACUGUCGCGGAUAUUAGUCCCAACAAACUCUCCAUUAUCCCUAAAGUGCUUGCCUAUCAUCAUUCACUACAACCUGCCCCAGUUGGAGGUGGUUUCAGUGACCUCUUUGCUUUCGAUGCUGCCAGCUCUCCCUUUUCAAACUUCCGCAGGAAUCUCAACUUGAAGGGUGUUGAAAAUGUCUAUACUCAGCAUUCUCCACGAUUGGAGUUGACCCUACAAAAUCUCAUUAAAGGUCGUCUGAAAGAAUUGCAGUAUCCAUUCCUCGAGGGAAUGGGACAUACAAGGGACAAGCCGCAAGAUAUUAUUAUCUUCAUGGUCGGUGGUGUCACUUAUGAAGAGGCUCGGAUCGUGACACAAGUUAAUGCAUCAGUCCCUGGAGUGCGAGUUGUCCUUGGAGGGACUAAUGUCGUAAAUUCGGAAAUAUUCCUUCAAGAGGUCGAUGACGCGGUGGGUUCUUGGCCGGAUCAAGCACCUGCUACAGCUCAAGGUCGGCUAGGUAGAGCCGUUGGAAGGUGA
Molecule: messenger RNA, 1782 nt
Organism: Exophiala bonariae
Lineage: Eukaryota; Fungi; Ascomycota; Eurotiomycetes; Chaetothyriales; Herpotrichiellaceae
Exons: 1
Coding region: 1-1782 (593 amino acids)
Biological process (GO): intracellular protein transport; vesicle-mediated transport
Cellular component (GO): Golgi membrane
Source: RefSeq, a predicted model, not a curated record